Ostrea edulis (European flat oyster) is the source of this 2179-nucleotide messenger RNA. Its product is annotated as coadhesin-like. Bases 1 to 1983 code for a protein of 660 amino acids. NCBI's taxonomy places the organism in Eukaryota, Metazoa, Mollusca, Bivalvia, Ostreida, Ostreidae. The transcript is spliced from 14 exons. The record is from RefSeq and is a predicted model, not a curated record. Gene Ontology annotation, molecular function: protein binding.
AUGGACGCACUGAAAGCGUGUCAGACCGUGAGCAGCAGCUUGGUGGACGUCGGAUCGGACGGCGAGCAAAACUUCGUUCACAGCUUGGCGGUAGGCAAUGAAUUCUGGAUCAGUGGUUCUGACUCCUCUACAGAGGGACAGUGGCUCUGGUACGGCAGUCUUCAGUCUUGGGGAUACACUAAAUGGAACUCAGGCGAACCUAAUAAUGCCGGAGGAGAAGAUUGUGCCAGUUUGUUAAGUAGCGGGAGAUGGAACGAUUACCCGUGCAGUCGCAGCAUGGCCUACAUCUGUGAACAAACUACUGCGCUGUCUGCCUGCGAUUCAACCUGGAGUUUCAGGAACGGUAAAUGUUAUAAGCGGUUCACGUCAAAGGUCACGUGGUCCAAUGCUUUGAAAACCUGUCAGGCCAACUCAGCUAACCUGGUGAACAUCGAGGACUCCUCAGAAAAUUCAUACGUCCAUGGUUUAAUGGGCGGUGAUGAUAUAUGGAUGGGUGGAUUUGACGGACCACAUGAGGGCUCGUGGGCGUGGUCAGGCGGUGUCUUCUCGUGGAGUUAUACCAACUGGGAUUCAAGCGAACCCAAUAAUUCUGGGGACGAAGACUGUGCAUUGAUGUACGCAAGCAGUGGUAGAUGGAAUGACGGCAAAUGUAGUGCAGCGUUACAGUUUAUAUGUAAAAAGAAUACACCUCCAAUUGAUGGCGGAUGGGCAUCUUAUGGAUCAUACGGUUCAUGUUCUAGAAGCUGUGGAGGAGGGACACAAACAAGGUCAAGGGCGUGUACAAACCCUUCCCCUCAGUGGGGAGGUGACCAGUGCCCGGGAUCUUCCACCCAAUCACAGUCUUGCAAUACACACAGUUGUCCAAUUGACGGUGGAUGGGCCAGCUGGGGAAGUUAUGGUUCAUGCACUCUAACAUGUGGCGGAGGAACACAGCAGAGAUCGCGCACCUGCACAAACCCCUCUCCUCAAUAUAACGGCGCUUCUUGUCCCGGAAGUGACGUAUCGUCACGAUCCUGUAAUACCCAUAACUGUCCGAUUGACGGGGGCUGGACCUCAUGGGGUUCGUGGGCCUCGUGUUCAGUGACCUGUGGUGGAGGAGUACAGUCCAAAACGCGCACCUGUUCUAAUCCAACACCACAGUAUGGAGGAAGUUACUGUCCAGACUUCUCAUCAGCAACCCAGACAUGCAACACGCACAACUGUCCAAUUGAUGGCGCCUGGGCCUCCUGGGGUUCCUGGGGCACUUGUACCGUGACCUGUGGAGGUGGAACACAACAAAGGUCACGCACGUGCACAAACCCCGCUCCUCAGUAUAAUGGCGCUAAUUGUCCGGCAAGUUCAGUGUCAUCACAGAGUUGUAAUACCCAACAUUGCCCAAUUGACGGAGUGUGGUCCUCUUGGGGUUCGUAUGGUACAUGCUCUGUCACGUGCGGCGGCGGAACUCAGUCCAGAUCUCGAUCUUGCACCAAUCCUUCUCCUCAAUAUGGCGGUGCUACUUGUCCUGGGUCCGACGCAAGUUCACAAGCCUGCAACACUCAAGUCUGCAUCAUUGACGGGGCGUGGGGAACAUGGGGUUCAUGGGGCGCGUGUUCCAAAAGCUGUGGUAGCGGGAAAAAGUCUCGGACACGAAUUUGCAACAAUCCCCAACCGGCAAAUGGUGGGUUAGACUGUCCAGGGGGUUCAGCAGAUUUUGACGAUUGUAAUACAGACACUUGUCCAACCGUGGCCUUCGGACAGUAUCAGCAGUUAUGUCCUUCCGGGUUCUUUACCUGCCAAUCAGGUGGUAUCACUUGCAUACAGAAUGCAUUCCAGUGCGACUGCGCAUCAGACUGUGACGAUGGAAGUGACGAAUCAGCGACAUAUGCAGGUUGCACUCAAACAGAAGAGUGCGCAAACGGAGGCACAGGUCGUGUUGAUUUCUCUGUGCUGGUCUUACUUGGUGCCCUGUUGUGCAGCAUCCUCGCAACAUUGAGUCUGAAAUAGAUGACACCAAGCAACUUUUCUGAUAACCACAAAUCAUCAAAAUGUUCAUAGGGGUCAAAGAUUAGCGGACUCCGCCUAUUGAAACCAUAAACAAAUAUCUGAAUUUCAUUGUUUAAUUCUGAACAGGUCGUGAAUUAUGUUUAUUUAUGUUAUGUAUUCACAUUAAGCUUGAUAUAUUAAAGAGAUAGAUAUUACA